This is a messenger RNA of Durusdinium trenchii, 900 nucleotides long. NCBI's taxonomy places the organism in Eukaryota, Dinophyceae, Suessiales, Symbiodiniaceae. The record is from the annotation of a GenBank genome assembly.
AUGGACGAUGAUGCCACCGUGGCGGAUUCCACAGCAGAAGCGGAAGCCGCAUGGGACCAGAAGUCCAAGCGCAGUGCCAACAACGAGCAAGAUGUGGUGCAAUGGAUUGAAGCCAUCGCUGGAAGUCAGAAGGGUGAUGCGAGCGUGGCGGAGUGGUUGAAGUCAGGCGUGGUGUUGUGUGACCUGGUGAAUGCCAUUCAGCCCGGUCUCAUCAGGACGGUGAACCAGCAGUGUGUGCCCUUCAAACAGAUGGAGAACAUCACCAAAUUCCUGAACGCAGCCCGUGAACUGGGCCUUCCUGAGAGCUCCAUGUUCGACACGCCGGACCUGUACGAGGAGAAGAAUGUGGACUCUGUGAUCACUUGCAUUUACGCACUGGGAGGUGCCGUUCAGACCGUGCGGCCGGAGUUCACGGGACCCAAGCUGGGCAUCCCGUUGAUCGCGCAGGGCAAGGACAAGCCGAAGACGAGCAAGACCUCAUCUCACUUGCUACACUUGGAUCCUGCGCAGGUCGCUACGAUGCGAGAAGAGCUGGACACACUGCGAGAGAGCCAUGCCAGGUUGCUCGAGGAAAACGCGACGCUGCGGAAGAAAGCCGAGGUGGACAUUCCUCAUUGGGCGUCUGAAGUGCGGGAAGUGGCCGCGCAACUGGAGGAGUCUGCGCAGCCCAUCGCUACAGUGCCUUUAGGGGAACGGCUCUUGGGCUACGUGCAGCGUCUGGCUGAAGCUGAGGCGGGCCUCCGUGGGCUGCGCGGGGCACCAUACCGAGAGGAGCUAGAAGAGCUCAAGAAAGCGUUUGCUCAACACCUGGAAGAAGGACAACGCCGGGAGCUGGCCUUGCGUCACGAAGUCCAACGGCUGCAAGGGAUGCUGCCCGAGUCUCCCAACUCCGUGCUCUGA